Messenger RNA from Aspergillus wentii DTO 134E9, 1227 nucleotides. RefSeq names its product D-serine ammonia-lyase DSD1. Gene Ontology annotation, molecular function: D-serine ammonia-lyase activity. The transcript is spliced from 4 exons. Lineage: Eukaryota; Fungi; Ascomycota; Eurotiomycetes; Eurotiales; Aspergillaceae. The record is from RefSeq and is a predicted model, not a curated record. Bases 1 to 1185 code for a protein of 394 amino acids. Gene Ontology annotation, biological process: D-serine catabolic process.
AUGGACUUCUCCCUCCAAAACCACGCGUCCUUCAUCGGCCGUCCGGCCUCAGACCUCCCUACCCCAUCAUUUAUUCUCAGCAAACCAGUUCUGGAAAGAAAUAUUCAGCGACUACAUGAAGAUGUUAAGAACUUGAAUAUUUCGUUCAGACCGCAUGUCAAGACGCUCAAGUCAAUUGAAGUUACCAGAACGAUGCUCGGUAAUGGACUUCAUCGUCGAAUUGUCGCAUCGACAUUGUGUGAAAUCAGAGGUGCUCUUCCGUUAGUCAAGGAGGGGAUACUAGAUGAGUGUCUCUACGGCCUCCCCAUCUACCCCAGCGCCCUCCCCCACCUCGUCCAAAUAUCCCAAUCCCUCAAAAUCCUCCUCAUGGUUGACAACGAACAACAAAUCCAAGCCCUCGAAGACUUCGCCGCUUCCAGCCCCUCCAUUCCCCACUGGGAAGUCUUCGUCAAAGUCGACGUAGGAUCCCACAGAGCCGGAAUGGAGAAUUCUUCGCCUGCGCUCCCGAAGCUCGUUCAGCGUAUCGAGGCCUCGCCUGCUGCGUCUGUUUAUGGGUUCUAUUGUCACGCGGGCCACUCGUAUGGGUGUCGGACGAGGGAGGCGGCGGAGGGUGUACUGAAGGCUGAAGUUGAGGGUGUUAUUAAGGCUUCUGAGAAUUUGUCGAGAAGGGAGGGGCGGAAGGUGGUUGUUUCUGUUGGUUCGACUCCUACGGCUCAUGUGGUUGAUUCGUUGAGGGAUGGGAUUCCGACGGAUAUGGAGGUGGAGUUGCAUGCUGGAAACUUCCCCACAAAUGAUAUCCAGCAAGUCUGCACAGGGUUGGUCACCAACAAGCAACAGGCGAUUCGCAUCCUUGCCGAAGUCUGCAGUGUCUAUCCGGAGCGGAAUGAGGCACUUGUAAACGCGGGCACCGUCGCUCUGUCCAAAGAAACGAGUACAUCAUCUGGUUUUGGGGCUACACCAGAGUUCCCGGGGUGGGCGGUUGUUCGCAUGGCGCAAGAGCAUGGCAUCCUCGGAGUGGAUAAUUCAGCAGCGGGUACAAAGGUAGAAGAGACCUUCCGGGUGGGACAGAAAGUGAUGUUGUAUUGCCAACAUGCUUGUAUUACAGCUGCGGCACAUCAUGUUUAUUAUGUGGUGGAUGAGAAUGACACGGUGAGGGAGACUUGGGUCCCGUGGAAGGGAUGGUAAACCCCCGUCAAGCAUCAUGAGAUAAGGCGAUAUAGUAUGACU